CCGAGAGGAGCGCGGGAGCCGCGUCCCUCGCACCGGCUCGACGAGGCCUAUAGGGACCAGUGGAGAUCGCCCGCCGCUUCUUGCACAUCUUCCGGGAGAGAAUCGAGGCUCCGGCACAGGCCUGGGUGUGGUGGUAACACCGGAAGACGACCGGAGAGAGAGGUUCUGCUAUGAGGUCUGUCCUGAAAGACGACAGCUCCCUCCAAGAAGCUGGACCUUCUCAAGCCAGGCUGCCUUGGAUGAACGGAGAGUCCACAUCCUCCCUGGAAAACAUCCCGUUCAGGAAGAAACCAUCUGCCAAGAGUGUCUCCGAAAUCCAAGCCUGGGAACUGAAGGAUCCAGGGGCCUCGCGGGAAUCAUCCUUGGUGUUAAAGAACCUGGAUGCAACAUUUCAGGCCUGGGAGGCUCAGGCUUUGGGGACCCCAAGCCAGGGUAGCCGAGUCCAGGAAAACUCUGUGCCGGAGGCACAGAUGGUACCCGUCAUGUCGUGUGAAACCUCGCCUGGAGAUGUCGCUGUGACUCAGCCGCAGCCUGAGGAGCUUCCCGCUCCCCAGUGGUCCAGCAAGACUGAGUACAUUCUGGCCCAGGUGGGCUACUCUCUGAGGGCAGCCAACCUUUGGAGCUUUCCCUGGCUGUGGCUUCUCAAUGGAGGCGUUUAUGUCAUCAUCUACAUCUUCCUGCUGUUCUUCAUCGGAGUCCCUCUCCUCCUCAUGGAAAUGGCAUCUGGCCAGAAGCAGCGUCAGGGCAGCCUCGGUGUAUGGAAGCUCGCCAGCCCCUGGAUGACUGGUUUGGGUUAUACCAGCUUCCUGGUGUGCAUCAUCCAGAGCACCUUGAUCAAUAUAACCAACUGCUGGAGUCUCCUCUAUUUGAGCCAGUCCUUCCAGUUUCCUCUCCCGUGGGAGAAAUGUCCCUUAGUGAAGAACUCCAGCGACUUUGAUGCUGAGUGCGCACGGACAACACCCUCCAUGUACUUCUGGUACCGGACCAUAAUGAAGGUUCCCAAUGUAAUUAAAAUGGAUGAUCCUGUGUUGCCUAAUAUGAGCCUGUCCCUCCUUGUGAUCUGGUGUCUUACCGGGGCCAUCAUGAUCAAUGGACUCAAAUCCAUUGGGAGGGCGCUGUAUGUCCUGACACUGAUUCCUUAUCUCAUCUUCUUGGGCUUGUUCAUCCGGUUUCCACUGAUGGAAGGUUUAUCAUUUCUCCUUUCACAUUUGCUGAUUUUCAAGGUACCAUCUGCACAAUAUAAGAAUAUUUGCUUCUUAGCGGCGAGACAGGUUUUAAAUUCCUUGGGCAUAGGCCUUGGAUUCAUUGCCUCCUUCUCUUCAUUCAUGACCCCGUCCAACAACUGUCUCCUUGACGCCUUUCUCAUCCCUCUGAUCAACCUUGGCACCUUGGUGAUUGUCACACCAAUCAUCUUUUCUGUCACCAACUUUUGGAUCAUAGUCUCCAGAAGCAACUGCAGUGAGAAGAAUAUUGAAAAACUCAUGCAUCUGGUAUCCUCUGGGGAAUUGCCUCCUGUGGCCAGCCCCCCGGAAAACAUUAUUGAUAAUGCAGCGACCAUGUACACCGAUUGGCUCAACAGCCUUCCCCCUUCUGUCAAGGAGCUGAUACUCAACAAGGUGUCCGACUGCGACACAAAGAAUCAGCUAUUGAAGGUGAAGGCAGGCUCAAGCUUUGCAUACCUGGCCAUCAUUGAAACGAUGUCAUUCAUUCCUGGGUCAGCCUUCUGGUCCAUCCUCUUAUUCCUGGUGAUCCUGACUCUAGGACUCACAUCCGUGGUGGCAGUGGUGCAGGUCAUAAUCACCCCAUUUCAGGACACCUCUUUCUUCAAGAAACAUCCAAGGAUACUCAUAGUGAGUGUCUCUGGGCUCAUGUUCCUGUGCAACCUCUUCUUCGCUAAGCCUUCAGGCUACUACUUCUUCAGACUGCUAAGUGACUACUGGAUCAUUCUUCCCAUCGUCAUCCUCCCCACUGCAGAGACCUUGGCAAUAGCCUGGGGAUAUGGAGCCAAGAGGUUCCAGACAGAGAUGAAGAUCCUGCUUGGCCACCCAGUCGCUCCCCUCUAUUGUGGCCUGUUGUGCUUUUUAUGCCCGUUGGUGCUGAUAGCAAUAUUUGUGGCCACUGUGAUUUUCUUCAGUUACCAGGAUUUUGUUUACCUGUCCUGGAACUCAACCACUUCAAAAGAAGCCUCUCAAGAGUACCCCAGAUGGCUAUACACCUUCCUAAUCAUCUUAAGUAUAGUUGUGUUCCUACCCAUCCCUAUCUACUGUCUAUACUGCUUCAUCCAUUAUAUUUUUUCCCAUCCCCGCACCUUCUAUGUGCCUAUUAGAAUAUCCAAAACGCUAGUCACAAGGAGUCGUAAAAGGUUCAGUAACAGUUACCAGAUGCAAGAAAUCCUGAAGAAAAGAAAUUCCUGAUUGGACCUGCCAGGUGAUAGCCCGACCAGCGGCAGCGACUUCAUUCAUUUCACCUGACCUCACAUGUACUUCAACGCUUUUCUGACAGCCAACUCUUUAUUUCAACUAUGUUGCUAUCCCUCAUUAUUCCCAGAGUGGGAGGCAUUUUUUUUUGGAGGUGGGGGGAUGGGGAGGAAUCUCAUGGAACCAGGCUUUGCUGCCCCCUCCUAAGAUCCAAUCUCGCUGUGAUCACAGUGAUCACUGUGAUCAUCCCCCUACCCUCUCUCAAUAUGUACACAUACAAAACUCAUACACACUGGCAGUGAUGACUACCUAACCUGCUGCUUCUGUUCUUUUCCAUUGUUGCUGAAUAAAU
Molecule: messenger RNA, 2769 nt
Organism: Echinops telfairi (small Madagascar hedgehog)
Lineage: Eukaryota; Metazoa; Chordata; Mammalia; Afrosoricida; Tenrecidae
Gene: SLC6A16
Product: solute carrier family 6 member 16
Exons: 13
Coding region: 171-2414 (747 amino acids)
Biological process (GO): sodium ion transmembrane transport
Cellular component (GO): membrane
Source: RefSeq, a predicted model, not a curated record